CUUUAACGCAUAGACAGACCUAGAUUUCGCAAAGCAUUGAGGGAGUAUACUCAGUAUACCUACCUUAUGAUUAUCUGUUUUGAUGCGCAGUACGACACACAAAAUUCCAUAUGUGCGUGCAACAAGAGGAACGUCGUAGCUGUAGCCAUACCGAGGCAAAGGUCAUUUGGGCCACAAUUAAUGCUAUGCGAACUGUCAGACAAUAUCACAAUAUCGCAACUGAAUGCUACGUCAUCUACAUUCGUACGUCGUCAUAGAAAUAAAACAUAUUUUGCUUCAUUCCAGAUCCUUGGGGCAACAACAUCGUUUUUUGUAUUGUGAAGCAUAGUUCCAUCAUUGUUCCCAAAAUGAGUGCCCUGCGAAAGCGCACGGACAAGGAGCAUGCCCAGUUGAGGUUGAGCAUUAAUGAUGACAGCUACAUCUUGGAUGACAUUCCUGCAGAUGUGCUCAACUCAAAAAGGAAAAUAAGCAAAUCUGAUAUAGACUACAUCUGCAACGAGGUUCUGGACUGGGAAGAGUUGGCGAGACUUCUGCCAGAAGAGCCAAUAUCAACGGAAGAGCUUCGCGAAAUCAAGCAAGGUCACCACCGCGACCGCAGAAGCAGUGCACGAGACGUGCUCAUGUUAUGGAGACAGAAAUGUCACGAGAGUGCCACAGUGGGGAGUCUAGCAGAAUCUCUCCACCUUCUGGGCUACAGCCAAGUGGCUAUGGCACUAAAACCCUGAAGCUUCUUCUCUGAGGGACCACCCAUUCUUUAUCCUCCUUGCAAAACUGAAAUGUCCAUAAAAGGUACAGUGCUUUUGCAGAAACACACUAAAAGUUCCUUUUAUGUUGCAUUGUUGGCACAUUUAUAGUCAUUAUACAACACACAUUUCACAAACGUGCACUAUGGGAAUUAAAUACUUCUCAGACCCUUUGAGUUUGUGAAUAAAGGAUGUGCGAUUUUCACAGUAGGAAUCGUUUCAAGCGGGCUAUCUAUAUACAUGCAAAUAUCACUAAUAUAUCACUAUAAUAUUUUCAUAUGAUGCAACACUCCAAAGAUGUACUAGUUCUAUGAAGCUUUCUGCAACUGACAUUAACACAGAGAAAAUUAAAUGUUGUGAACUCUGUAGUGUACACGAAAGGACCAAGUGAAGCCUCCUCUAACAGUGGUGAGAAGCUUUCAUAUGUGUAAGCUAUUGCACACUAUACAUUGUUAACCACACUUUCAAUAUAACUAUGUACCAAGGCACAUGAGCAGGCAUAACAGGAGUGGCAAUCUUGUUAUUGUGCAUCUCGUCUGCCUUCCACGAGCUCAAGGGAAUUGUUACCUACUGCUAUUUUGUGGAUGACAGCUUGUGCUGUGUAUUUGUUGGCAUCAUGAAGCCCCUAUUUUGCCAAAACUGUCCAAGGUUUCUAUUCUUCAGAAAAUGUUGUACCACAGUCCGUUGGUUCUACUGAAAAAUGUGUAAUGUGUCGCAUACUAGUUUUAUUUCAGCACACUAGGCAGCUUCAUUUUGUGAAAAGUGCCUUUGUUUAUGCUUUGCAGAAAAAAUAAAAAAUAAAUAAAAACUUGUAUACACCA
This is a messenger RNA of Ornithodoros turicata, 1564 nucleotides long. RefSeq lists its product as uncharacterized. The record is from RefSeq and is a predicted model, not a curated record. The coding region runs from base 348 to 725 and encodes 125 amino acids. Gene Ontology annotation, biological process: signal transduction. Lineage: Eukaryota; Metazoa; Arthropoda; Arachnida; Ixodida; Argasidae. Gene Ontology annotation, molecular function: protein binding. The transcript has 4 exons.